Messenger RNA from Spirodela intermedia, 1872 nucleotides. The record is from the annotation of a GenBank genome assembly. Lineage: Eukaryota; Viridiplantae; Streptophyta; Magnoliopsida; Alismatales; Araceae.
AUGCUGAGGUUCAGUGGUAGGCUGCGCCCUUUGGCCGCCGCUGCGGCGGAGUUCGGCGGUGCUUCUUCGGGUCACCUCAGAUUCCUCUCUUCUCGUGGCGUUUUGCCUCAUCUGCGCGAGCGUGCGCCUUUCCCCCUCGCCCGAUCCGUCCUUUUUGAGCCUCCCCCCGCGGGGUCUUCUCGGAGACAAUGGGAGGAGCUGAUUCGUCCUAUGAUUUUCUCUCCAUUCCAGGUGAUCCUUUCCCAUCCUCUCAGAUACUUCCGAAGUUGCUUGAUUCGCCCUUCUGUGGGAUGUUGGCUUGUCGAUCGUCUUCACUAGCGGUAUGAUUGUUAGUGACAUUGGGGAAUGUGGUCUUGCAGUUGUUCCAGAAGAGAGGCCUUGCUUCCAAGGAGCGGCGGUCCAGGGCACCGGCCACCCCUGUGACUUCCAAGGUGAAGAAAUACAAGAUAAAAGGAUACUCGUACGUUACCCCUCUCUCUCUCUCUCUCUCUCUCUCUCUCUCUCUCUCUCUCUCUCUCUCUUCCAGCCUUUUUUUCUGUCUUACUCUGUUGUUGAGUUUUUAUCAAUCAAUACUAUGUUCUCAGUAUUUUUUCUCCGUGGACUUAUAUUAUAUCAUGGUUUUACUUUCUGUGCAGAUCAUUCAAGUCGAGAUUUAGGACACUGAAUGAUGGCAAUAUCCGGCGAUGGAGGGCAGGCAAGAGGCAUAAUGCUCAUCUGAAGGUACUGGGGUGUUGAAAUUUCCAAAGCAGCCCUGCUCAGUUGACUUUUCUUCCUCCUAUUUCAUAAAUCUAAUUAUUUUUUGAGCUACUUUUUAAUCUUGGAAUGUGGGUUUCCUUCUCUACUCAUUUUUUUCUAACUUUAGAUCAAUAUUUCUUCUGCGUCCAUGAAAAACCCCUUGCAUGAUGCUCCUGCUGCUUCUUUCAAUGCAUGGCAGUAUUUUGAGAAGUAAUUGCCACUUUGAUUGAUUUCCUCGUCGUCAUUAUUUUUCUGGAGAUUUUCAUCUUUCAUGGCCACCAUUCAUCAGUCUCAGAAUCAUAGUCUGAUAAUGAUUCAUUAGGUAAAAAGUUACAAACCCUAAUCUUCAUCUUCCAUCGGAUCUGAAUUGAUUUCAGUCAAGCUUGUGAACUCGAGAAAAAUCAAUCUAUUUUACCUUUAUCUGUAAUUAACUAAAUUUUUUUAACUUUAAAGUCAGUAGAAAUUAAUUUUUUUUGUGGGUAUGACUGAUUGCUAUGCCCUGGCUGAGAGAUUCUAUGCAGCUGCCUAGGUUGAUGAUCUUGCUUUUAUAAAAUAAUAUUCUUUAUAAUCUACUAUGUCUCAAUUAAUUGGAGUCAAAUCUUGCGAGAAAAAAAGAGAGUAUAUUUUUAUCUGUUCAUGAGAUGCCCUAUAUUGUUUAAUCUGCGCAAUCCAUUUUUCCAAAAAUAGUAAUUGAUCAGUCAUUAAUUACUACCUCUUCAUGAGCUGAGUAGCUGUUCUCACCCAUAAUUUUCAUCCAAAAACAUUGAAACCCAGAUGAUCGAUCAUUCAAGUUCAUCCGAUAGAUGGGUAAGAUUUUAAGGUAGAUGCCCUGGCAGGAGAGAUUCCUCUCUUACUAAUCAUACUAUGAUUAUGAUUAUGAUUAUGGUUAUGAUUACCUGGACUUUUAUGGUUGACAUCGAUCAUUCAAGUUCAUCUGAUAGAUGAGCAAGAUUCUUACUAAUCAUGUUAUGAUUAUGAUUACGUGGAUGCUUAUGGUUGACUUUGAGAAACCCAGAUGAUUUACAGAGGGCAUGAUGUUUGAUGCAGUCGAAGAAGGCGAAGAGGAGGCUGAGGAGGCCCGAGGUGGUGACUAAAGCCUAUGCCAAGGUGAUGAAGAAGCUCCAUUUCUGUGCUUGA